AUGUCCACCCCGACCUUCCACGAGGCUGUGGAAGCGUCUUUCGACAACAUCGCUGUGCAAGCGGACGGCGCGGCAGAGACAGCUAUGCAGAAGCCUGGCGUUGAGGGCUUGCACGUGUUCCUGGAAGGGCGUCGCGCCGAUGGCGCGAGUAGCGGCGUAAGUGCCGAAGCGGUUACAGUGGAGUCGCUGAAGAAGGUUUUCGAGGGCAGGUGCUGGCCUCUCGACAUAUCGUUUACGAGGGCUGAUUUGACGACGCUGCUCGAAUCGUUGGGCGAUGCAGGUUCUGGCGGCGAGGAGUUGGCGGAGGACAUUUCCACGUUGGUGGGCGAUCUGCAUUCUCGAGCGGCGGCGAAAGAAUUCCCGCUCAUUCGCCCGAUAGAGUUGCGAGCGGACGACGAGCAGAAUGCCGCCGAGGAAGCCAUGAGUCUCGUCGAGAAGUUGGAUGCUGUGCAGAUUCAGAGCUACAUUGAUUAUCAUAAAGAGCAGUACUUCAAGAAUAGUCCUGGUGAUCCAGCGACGUCGAUUGACGAGGGGCAUGCUCAGUGGGCCCUCAAUUUUUAUUACAAGCACGUGCGUGAUUUUCUUGCCAAGCAAUCGCUUGAUGCCAGGACAUUUGCUCACCGGUUUGCCCAGUCAACGUUCGUCCCACUGAUCUCCCCGCAGUCGAUCGGCGACUGGGAGAAGAAGGUUUUCGCUCGAGAUGCCGCGUCGGCCAUGAGGCCUGAAUUGUUGGAGUCGCUGGACAAGAAUGAUCCGUCCUCGGAAGGGAAGGCGGCCGACGUGGUCAUGGUGGACAAGACGGGGCCCAUCAGCGCGUGCUUAUGGGGUGACGUCGCUGAAGAUAUCUGCAGCAUCUGGCGCGCUGCACAGGAGCGUCGCCAUCGGGGCGAGGUUGCUCCGUGCGUCGUGGACCUGUCUAAGGUUCGCAUCCAGGGGGCGGGGAAGAACAAUUGGAACGGGGAGUUGCUCACGCGAAUUCGUUCGUUGACGUCGAUCGAAGCUGUUGGCGGGGAGAUGGGCGCGACGGCGCAG
Prorocentrum cordatum is the source of this 1032-nucleotide messenger RNA. The record is from the annotation of a GenBank genome assembly. NCBI's taxonomy places the organism in Eukaryota, Dinophyceae, Prorocentrales, Prorocentraceae.